AAGCACAAGGGAGCGAAUUCUGGACGGACCUGGGUGCCUUGGACCAGUGAGUGUUGACGGCGGGGCGGUGGCAGCACCAGAAAGCGCGACUGUCCUGAUGUAGUCUACGCCCCCUUCCCGCUCCGGUGACUGUCUCAGCGGGAAGUUGCGUUUGUUAUUUCUGGAGAGCACCGAGCGAGGCCACGGCCGUCCUGCCAAGUCGUCCAGUCCAGGUGACAAAGAAAGAGUUUCCUGGUGCACUAAGCCCCCACCCCUAAGCAACCCGCAACCCCAGGGACUGAAGAUGCUGAGAUCUUUGUGGAAUUUUCUCAAACGUCACAAAAAGAAGUGUAUCUUCCUGGGCACGGUCCUCGGAGGCACUUAUAUCCUGGGGAAGUAUGGACAGAAGAAAAUCAGAGAAAUACAAGAGAAGGAAGCUGCAGAAUAUAUUGCCCAAGCACGGAGACAAUAUCAUUUUGAAAGUAACCAGAGGACCUGCAAUAUGACAGUGCUGUCCAUGCUGCCCACGCUGAAGGAGUCCUUAAUGCAGCAGCUCAAUUCCGAGAGCCUCACAGCUCUGCUGAAACACAGGCCUUCAAACAAGCUAGAAAUAUGGGAGGAUCUGAAGAUAAUAAGUUUCACAAGAAGUAUCGUGGCUGUAUACAGUACUUGUAUGCUGGUCGUCCUUUUGCGAGUCCAGUUAAACAUUAUUGGUGGAUAUAUCUACCUGGAUAAUGCAGCAGUUAGCAAAAAUGGCACCACAGUCCUCGCCCCGCCAGAUGUCCAACAGCAGUAUUUAUCAAGUAUUCAGCACCUCCUUGGAGAUGGCCUGACAGAACUGAUCACUGUCAUUAAACAGGCUGUGCAGGAGAUUUUAGGAAAUAUUUCUCUUAAACAUUCUUUGUCCCUUUUGGACUUGGAGCAAAAGCUAAAAGAAAUCAGAAAUCUCACUGAGCAGCAUAAAUCUUCUUGCUGGAUUGAUAAAGAUGGAUCCAAAUCUUUAUUAUGCCACUAUAUGAUGCCAGAUGAAGAAACUCCAUUAUCAGCUCAGGCCUGUGGGCUUUCCCCCAGAGACGUCACCACCAUCAAACUGCUCAACGAAACUAGGGACAUGCUGGAAAGCCCAGACUUUAGUACGGUUUUGAAUACCUGUUUAAACCGAGGGUUCAGUAGGCUGCUGGACAACAUGGCUGAGUUCUUCCGACCUACUGAACAGGACCUCCAGCACGGAGACUCCAUGAACAGCCUUUCCAGUGUCAGCCUGCCGUUGGCGAAGAUAAUUCCCAUAGUGAAUGGUCAGAUCCACUCGGUUUGCAGUGAAACGCCUAGUGAUUUUGUUCAGGAUCUGCUGCUGAUGGAGCAAGUGAAAGACUUUGCGGCUAAUGUCUACGAAGCUUUCAGCACUCCUCAGCAACUGGAGAAAUGAUUCUCUUUCCAAAAAUACCUAUUGUAGAUUAAUCUGCUUUUAAAAAUACACUGAAUAAGUCAGGUAUAUAUGUAUAUAAUAAUGAUUUAUUACCAAAAUGCCUAAUUAAAAAAUAUUCUUAGAGUCUUCAUUUCAUAAUAAAAGAUUUAUUUGUCAUCUUAAUAUAUUUUUUUAAAAGUCAUCAGUGGACUCAGUUUUGUGGGCAUAUCUCAAUAUACAUAGCACAUACACCAGAAUGUUUGUCACCCCGUGGAUAUUGGUUCCAAACUGUCUGAAAACUAAUGUAGAUACAUUUUUUAUAUAGUGUGAAGUUCAGUAUACUUUGGCAUUAAUACUGAGGUAAAAGCUCUUUGGGAAAUAGAUGUAAUGUCUGGAAAAUGUGCUCUUUAACCAAUCAUGAAGGCCACUGGACAGCCAUGUACAGCAGUAAAUCAGACUUUUCUCCAGCUGCUCCUGAAAGGAAUAAGUGAUGUGUCUUCA
Molecule: messenger RNA, 1885 nt
Organism: Phyllostomus discolor (pale spear-nosed bat)
Lineage: Eukaryota; Metazoa; Chordata; Mammalia; Chiroptera; Phyllostomidae
Gene: PEX3
Product: peroxisomal biogenesis factor 3
Exons: 12
Coding region: 284-1405 (373 amino acids)
Biological process (GO): protein import into peroxisome membrane
Cellular component (GO): peroxisomal membrane
Molecular function (GO): protein-macromolecule adaptor activity
Source: RefSeq, a predicted model, not a curated record